Trichoplusia ni (cabbage looper) is the source of this 2389-nucleotide messenger RNA. It is a transcript of the gene -w-2, whose product is annotated as protein scarlet-like. The record is from RefSeq and is a predicted model, not a curated record. Gene Ontology annotation, molecular function: ABC-type transporter activity; ATP binding; ATP hydrolysis activity. Lineage: Eukaryota; Metazoa; Arthropoda; Insecta; Lepidoptera; Noctuidae. The transcript is spliced from 13 exons. The coding region runs from base 391 to 2226 and encodes 611 amino acids. Gene Ontology annotation, cellular component: plasma membrane.
UGCUAUGCCUUAAACUGUGUAAAUAGGAAAAAGAUUUGCCUUAAGAAAUUAAACCAAGUCGACAAAUAAAGCCUACCUUUAAUCAACAAAAGCGUUAUCAAAUGUACGCUGUCGAGGCCUACACAAGUAUUUUAACUAUUUGAUGUUUUUUUUAUACCAUGUGUUAUCACUCCUACUCUAAACCCAUCAUGCAUCUCGCUCUAACGCCGCUGGUAAUGUCAAACUAACAUCGUUACAGUCGUAGAGAGACGCGCGAUGGUCGGCCGCCAAAACUCCGUAGCUAUCGGUAAAAUGAACGCGCCGAUACCCAAGACACCGCUCCAAAUCCAAAUUUAAAAAUAAUUCCGAACUUUUGUUUUUAAUUUAUAGUUUUAUUAUAGUGCAAUAAGAAUGAGUGCCAGUCCAACGAAGGAUGGAGACCGACUUCAAUUCACAGCUGAAUUACCAACUGGGGAGGAUUUAUAUGAGUUGCUCCCCCAAGACCUAAGGUAUAAGGACCCGAAGUCGAAGUAUGACGCUCUGUACCCUGAGAUUGAGGAGGUGCUGGGCCCCACUCAGAACUUCGAGCCGUGCACUCUAGUGUGGCGCGACCUCACCGUGCAUGUCAAACUCAAGGAUGGGAAACAGAAGAGGCUCGUCAAUAAUGUGAGUGGCAUCGCGAAGCCUGGGACCAUGACGGCUUUGAUGGGACCAAGUGGUGCAGGCAAAACCACACUCAUGACCGCACUAGCACAUCGUAGUCCAGUGGGUACAAUAGUGGAUGGCGACAUCGCAAUGAAUGGGACUCCUCUCGGAGACUUCAUGCACCAGGAGAGCGGGUACAUGCAUCAAGAUGACCUGUUUGUGGACAACCUCACUGUUAUUGAACACCUGACUAUCAUGGCCCGCUUACGCAUGGAUGGUCGCACUUCAUCCUUAGCCCGCAAGAGACGAGUCAACCAGCUGUUAAGACAGCUGUCCUUGUACGGAUCCAGGUUCACUCUGAUCGGGGGUCUCGAUGGACGAAAGACGUUGUCUGGUGGAGAAAGGAAGAGGCUGGCGUUUGCGACUGAGCUUCUAACAGACCCCGGCCUUCUGUUUUGCGACGAGCCCACAACCGGCCUGGACUCAUCAUCAGCUCACCAGAUGAUGAGCUUGCUGAGGGCGAGUGCCGCGCAGGGCAAGACGGUGAUUUGCACCAUACACCAGCCCAACACAGAACUGAUGGCGCAGUUUGAUAAGCUGGUGCUGCUGGCUGAGGGGAGGGUGGCCUUCGCGGGCACAUCCACGCAAGCCUUGGAAUUUUUUAAAAGUCUGGGUUACCAUUGCCCCCUCAUGUACAACCCUACAGACUACUUCAUCAAGGUGUUGUCCUUGACUCCUGGCUCCGAGUCGGCCUCACGCCAGGCCAUCAAGAACGUCUGCGACAGGUUCGCAGUCAGCGAUGCCGCCAAAGAACUAGACAUGGAAAUACAUUUGGAGUUCCAUUUGAUGGAUAACGAGGGUUCAAUACGAGCGGCACAGCGAGAACCACAUGACACGUUCCAGCCACCGUUCUUCCUCACGAAACUGUGGUGGUUAAUAUACAGAUACCUGCUCAUAGUCAUCAGGGAUCCACGGGUGCAGUUUGUAAGGAUAAUACAGAAACUGGCAAUAGCAUUAACAGCAGGAUUGUGCUUCAUGGGCACCGCUCGCCUAACUCAAUCAGGCAUCCAGGAUGUUCAGGGAGCGCUGUUCAUCAUCAUCGCGGAGAAUACUUUCAGCCCGAUGUACUCCGUCCUGCACAUGUUCCCUGAGGAGUUUCCACUCCUCAACAGAGAGCUGAAGGCUGGACUGUAUUCAGCACCUAUUUAUUAUACGGCGAAGAUGGUGGCUUUGCUGCCCGGCUUGGUAGUAGAGCCAACACUAUUCACUCUAGUGGUGUACUGGAUAGCGGGACUGAGAGGAUCUCUCUACGCGUUUGGGUUCACAGUAUUCCUGGCGAUAUUGGUGCUGAAUGUGGCUAUAGCCUGCGGUUCGUUCUUCUCAUGUGUGUUUGGGUCGAUGCCGGUCGCUAUUGCGUAUCUAGUGCCCUUCGACUAUGCUCUCAUGAUGACCUCUGGCCUUUUCAUCAAGUUAAGUUCUAUGCCCAAAUACGUGUCAUGGAUCCGGUAUCUGUCCUGGCUGAUGUACUCCAACGAAGCGAUGUCCAUCGUACAGUGGGAUGGGGUCCAGAAUAUAAGUAAGUUUCAACCCUACUUACCAUAAUUCCACAUAUUCUAUAACAACAAUAAUGUAGUUGGUAGUGUCUGUUCGAUAAGAUGUAUUCAGAAUCAUUCUAUAAAUUCCUCGAUCACAAAUGUAUGUAACAAACCGGAUACAAGAAGAUGGUUUUCGUCUGAUGAAAUUUUGAGGUUAAAUAGAGUAAUGA